AAAUUGAUCAAAUACACUUGGCUUAAGCUAUAAAAAGGGUUUGGAGCAAUAGUAACAAGAGGCAACUGAGACCAAAUUCUUUUUUCAUAAACCGUGAAAGAUAUAGUGGAAAUGGAGGAGGGGGAAGAAGAUGUGAAGGUGGGUGCAAAUAGGUAUGGAGAGGGGCAACCCAUAGGAACAGCUGCUCAAACCCAACAUGGCAAGGACUACACAGAGCCACCUCCAGCACCACUUUAUCAGCCCGGGGAGUGGUUAUCAUGGUCUUUUUACAGGGCAGGCAUCGCUGAAUUUGUUGCCACUUUUUUGUUCCUUUACAUCACAGUUCUAACUGUCAUGGGGGUGGCAAGAUCCAGCACCAAGUGUUCCACGGUUGGCAUUCAGGGUAUUGCUUGGGCUUUUGGUGGGAUGAUUUUUGUUCUUGUCUAUUGUACUGCUGGCAUUUCAGGGGGUCACAUCAACCCAGCUGUGACUUUCGGGCUGUUGUUGGCAAGGAAGCUGACAUUGACAAGGGCAGUGUUUUACAUGAUAAUGCAGUGUCUUGGAGCAAUAUGUGGUGCUGGUGUUGUAAAAGCUUUCCAAAAGAGCCCCUACGAGAUACUUGGUGGAGGUGCAAACACUGUCAGUACAGGAUACAGCAAGGGCAGUGGACUUGGCGUUGAGAUUCUUGGCACCUUUGUACUUGUCUACACCGUCUUCUCUGCCACUGAUGCCAAGCGUAGUGCCAGAGACUCCCAUGUUCCUGUCCUGGCACCACUACCUAUUGGAUUUGCAGUGUUCUUGGUUCACUUGGCAACCAUUCCUAUUACAGGCACCGGUAUUAACCCAGCCAGAAGUCUUGGUGCAGCCCUCAUCUACAACAAGGACAAAGCUUGGGAUGAUCAUUGGAUAUUCUGGGUAGGACCAUUCAUUGGAGCGGCGCUUGCAGCCUUGUACCAACAGAUAGUGAUCAGGGCCAUCCCUUUCAAAUCCAAAUGAUGCAUGACAGAAAACAAGGUUCUUUAGAGUUCCCGAUCAAAGUAUAUCUGAAAUAAUCCUCUUUAUUCUGCUAUUAAGGGAUUUAGUUAUUUAUUUUUCGUCCCUCAUUUUAGCAUGUAGAUGGUGAAGAAAGAAAUGUUAUAGCUUAUGGUAGUGGUGGUUCCAUUUAUGUAAAUUACUCACUCACCAGGUUACCAGAAUUACACGUUCGAAAUUUUGGAAUAUGGCUCUCAAUUGUGUCUGAGUCUA
Messenger RNA from Populus euphratica (Euphrates poplar), 1224 nucleotides. RefSeq names its product probable aquaporin PIP1-4. Gene Ontology annotation, biological process: transmembrane transport. The transcript is spliced from 4 exons. Lineage: Eukaryota; Viridiplantae; Streptophyta; Magnoliopsida; Malpighiales; Salicaceae. The record is from RefSeq and is a predicted model, not a curated record. Gene Ontology annotation, molecular function: channel activity. Gene Ontology annotation, cellular component: membrane. The coding region runs from base 112 to 975 and encodes 287 amino acids.